Ostrinia furnacalis (Asian corn borer) is the source of this 958-nucleotide messenger RNA. Its product is annotated as electron transfer flavoprotein beta subunit lysine methyltransferase. Gene Ontology annotation, molecular function: protein-lysine N-methyltransferase activity. Gene Ontology annotation, biological process: peptidyl-lysine trimethylation. The record is from RefSeq and is a predicted model, not a curated record. Gene Ontology annotation, cellular component: mitochondrial matrix. The coding region runs from base 145 to 792 and encodes 215 amino acids. The transcript has 5 exons. Lineage: Eukaryota; Metazoa; Arthropoda; Insecta; Lepidoptera; Crambidae.
CCUCCGCGGACAAACGCGAAUUACUCGGAAAUCCGCUCGUAGUGUGCUGUCUGUGUGUGUUUGUGGAAGAAAUUCCCGAUAUCGGAGGCAAGUGUGGGGCAUCCAGAUAACAUUUCUCUGCUGCAGGUUGCGACGUAUCCCACAAUGCUAAAGGACUUAGCAUCGCUCAUCGUAAAGCACACGGUCCCCUCCCGGCGCCACCUGACUCCAGAGCUGCUCCUCCGCCUGGUGACUCCUGAGUGUCCCCUCUGGCGGGCGAAAGAGGACGAGAUCCCCUUCAAGGAUCCCUUUUGGGCCUUCUAUUGGCCAGGGGGACAGGCCACUGCAAGAUAUAUUUUAGACAAUGGCGAAUUAGUAAAAGGCCGCCGUGUGCUGGACAUAGGCUGUGGAUGUGGGGCUGGAACAAUUGCAGCUGUCAAAAUGGGAGCCAGUCGAGUUGUAGCCAAUGAUAUUGACCCAUAUGCGAUAGCCGCCACAAGCAUAAACGCUAUAUUGAAUGACGUAGCAGUCGAAACGAAUUCGAACGACCUAAUUGGUACGAAUUGUGAAGAAUUCGAUACAAUAUUGAUUGGAGACAUGUUCUAUGAUGAAGAGUUCGCUAAUGUCUUGUUUGGUUGGCUGCAGGGUGUAAGGGGAGAAGGAAAAACUAUACUGAUUGGAGAUCCAGGCCGCCAUGGAUUGACUAAGAAAAGACGACAGCACAUUGAGUUGAUAGCUAAAUACAAUUUGCCCCCCGAAAGCUGCAUAGAAAACCACGGGUUCAUAGAAACAUCGCUUUGGAAACUCAAAUAAAAAGACUUUUUGUACUUAAAAUGUUUAUUUAUAAAAAUACAACAAACUACAAUUUAAAUUGAGACCCAAAAUAUAUUUUUCUAUUCGUUGUUAUAUCGUUGAACUUUGUGAUUGAACACAAAAUGUUUUGGAAUGUUUAGAAAAUAUUAAUGGUAAGUAAUUUUAU